AUGGCUCCCAGAGACUCCGGAGGCUCAGUCUCAGACAGCUCCACUACCACGACACCCUAUAUUGCUCCCGAAGAUAUAUCAGGUUAUAGUUCCUCCGCUUCUACUUCAGUUCCGAAAGCUCAGUCUCAGACAGCUCCACCACCACACCCGAUUGCUCCCGGAGAUAUAUCAGGUUAUAGUUCCUCCGCUUCUACUUCAGUUCCGGAGACUCAGUCUCAGACAAGUCCACCACCACCACCCCUGAUUGCUCCCGCAGCGCCUCUGGUUCCUCCCGCUGUGCCUCACAUUGCUUCGGGUCUUCAUCCGGAUUUGAUGGUGCCAUCCAAAGCUCCGUACGCUCAGUAA
Molecule: messenger RNA, 345 nt
Organism: Brassica napus (rape)
Lineage: Eukaryota; Viridiplantae; Streptophyta; Magnoliopsida; Brassicales; Brassicaceae
Product: protein app1-like
Exons: 2
Coding region: 1-345 (114 amino acids)
Source: RefSeq, a predicted model, not a curated record